Cydia amplana is the source of this 2120-nucleotide messenger RNA. It is a transcript of the gene vimar, whose product is annotated as GTPase-GDP dissociation stimulator vimar. Gene Ontology annotation, molecular function: protein binding; guanyl-nucleotide exchange factor activity. The coding region runs from base 188 to 2119 and encodes 643 amino acids. Gene Ontology annotation, biological process: positive regulation of GTPase activity. The record is from RefSeq and is a predicted model, not a curated record. Gene Ontology annotation, cellular component: cytosol. Lineage: Eukaryota; Metazoa; Arthropoda; Insecta; Lepidoptera; Tortricidae. The transcript has 8 exons.
AAAUACUCUUCAGAGCUGUCAAAACGCUAAUCGCUUUGCGGUGGGACUUGGGAGUUAAUUUUUAACACUUUUAGGUUUUCUUCGCAUUUUUCAAUAUCGCUUUAUUUCUAAAACUACGGAUAUGAUAACUCUGCGUCUCCUGUAGCCUUCUCCAUACCAGAAUUCUCUUUUUCAUUCAUUUAUCACCAUGGACGGUCCUUCCGCUAAGAAAUCUAACUCACUUGAAACGCUGGUUAUUCAAAAUAUAACAAAUGUUAACGAUUUGAAGGCGAAAUUGAACGAUAUAAUCAAGCUAGGAAAAAACUACGAAUACGAUGUUUCGAAUUGUCUUACGGCAUUAUUAAAGAACAGUGACCAAGAAAUCGUGACGCUGGCUGUACAAUCGAUCUCUGAGCUAGCGAAAUGUGAGGAUAAAAGGGAAACAUUUGCUAAAAAAGAUGUGAUAGGACCUAUAAUGGACAUGGUUGGUAAAGAUGUAACCACGGACCGAUUGGAACUUGUAAAACAGUGUUGCAGAGCCCUUGGCAACUUGUGCUGUGACUGCGACACAUCACGAAAGCUAGUCCUAGACCAUGGUGUCAACAUAUUAACAAAACUACUUAAAACAACCUUGGACAACUCAAAUUUGAGUGAAGUAAAAAUCUUUACAUGCAAAACAUUGUUAAACUAUGCCAUUGGCGGGCAACAGUUCACAGAGUCUAUUGUGGAGAGUGGUCUGAUAGAGCUGAUGCAGCGGAUCUUGGCUGCGGAACUGGAUAGCGAGGAUAUGGAUGACGACCUGGUGUCUACGGUGCUGCUUAUUCUCAGUGUAGUGAAUGAUAAUACUCCGGAGUUUCUGUUUAGUGAGAAUGUGAACUUGUUGGUGUUAAGAGUGUUGCGGGAGACGGUUAAUAUGGAGAUUUCGGAACUGUGCCUGGACCACUUGCUUUUGCAGGCAGAGCAUGAGUCAGUAAAGGCACUCCUAGCCCGUCAAGAAUGCAUACAACAUGUCUGCUCUCGUCUAGAGGCCUUGCUUCGGCGUCAGGCUUCGAGAGAGCUUAGGGCUUCGGACUCCGAGGUUGAAGCAUUGGUCAAACAGGCCUGCGACUUGCUUGUGCUAGUCCUUACUGGAGACGAAGCUAUGCACCUCCUGUACGAUAACGGUCACGGGGCCGUGUACGAAACCACGGUCCGGUGGCUCGAAGCCUCCAACCCGCACUUGUUGAGCGCGGCCGUGCUGGCCAUCGGCAACUUUGCCCGCCAGGACGACUACUGCGCCGCGAUCAUGGAAACUCAUAUAUUUGAUAAGUUACUCGACAUAUUUGAGAAGCACCACAAACUGGGUCUAGAGCUGAAGCAAGGCAAAACGCACUCUAUCGACUUGGCCACAGCGAGCAAAGUGCAGCACGCGGCUCUGUCCGCCCUCAGGAACUUAACCGUGUCGGCGGCUAAUAAGAAAGUAGCGGCCAGCAAGGGCAGAGCGGCGCCGGUUUUCAUAGCCGCCCUACCUACCGUGGAAGACCACCACGUAGCCUACAAACUACUCGCUGCUCUCAGGAUGCUGGUCGAUGGACAAGAGGGCGUGGCCCGACAGCUGGCUAGCGAUAGGGCCGCGCUGGCGGCCGCGGCGCGCUGGGGCUCGUGCGAGCACUCGGGCGCCGCGGGCGAGGCGCCGCGCCUGCUCGCCUGGAGCUGCAAGCUGCUGCCCCACCACACGCACUGGAGGAACUAUGUCGAGGUCGACGGCUGCAUAUCCUGCCUAGUAAACAUGCUAAUCGCGUCUCACUCUGUCAUGCAGAACGAAGCUAUCCUCGCUCUCACUCUCCUCUCGAUCCACUGCCUCAAGGACAAACCGGACAUCGACAUCGAAAACACCCUUAUUGCCCGCCUCUUAAAGUCCGAAAUCGGUAAGCACGUUUCCGUACUACUCGAGACAAAUUGCGCGAAAAUGCCGAUUCAGGUCGUAGAGAAUUUGCUAGCGUUUCUAGAUGUUACUAGUAAAGUUAAUCAGCUAGCGCUAGAUUAUAAAGACGCUAAAGUGGGUGAAGCGCUGCAGAAACUGAUGGAAGCGCGGACGGAUUUGAGCGACGAUUUGAAGAGUUGCGUUUUGAGCGUCGUUGCGGCUAUGGCCGAUAAGUAGA